AUGCCUCGUGAGGUCGCUGAUAUCAAGAAGUUCAUCGAGAUCUGCCGUCGGAAGGACGCCUCCUCCGCGCGGAUCAAGAAGAACAAGAAGUCCAACAAUGUCAAGUUCAAGGUCCGCUGCCAGACCCAUCUCUACACCUUGGUCCUCAAGGACACCGACAAGGCCGAGAAGUUGAAGCAGAGCCUGCCUCCCAACCUGUCCAUCUCCGAGGUUGGUAAGAAGAACUAA
This is a messenger RNA of Pochonia chlamydosporia 170, 228 nucleotides long. Its product is annotated as ribosomal l38e protein family domain-containing protein. Gene Ontology annotation, molecular function: structural constituent of ribosome. The record is from RefSeq and is a predicted model, not a curated record. NCBI's taxonomy places the organism in Eukaryota, Fungi, Ascomycota, Sordariomycetes, Hypocreales, Clavicipitaceae. The transcript has 4 exons. Gene Ontology annotation, biological process: translation; protein-RNA complex assembly. The coding region runs from base 1 to 228 and encodes 75 amino acids. Gene Ontology annotation, cellular component: ribosome; cytosolic large ribosomal subunit.